Syngnathus acus (greater pipefish) is the source of this 1655-nucleotide messenger RNA. Its product is annotated as Krueppel-like factor 11. The transcript has 4 exons. Gene Ontology annotation, molecular function: DNA-binding transcription factor activity, RNA polymerase II-specific; RNA polymerase II cis-regulatory region sequence-specific DNA binding. The coding region runs from base 117 to 1073 and encodes 318 amino acids. NCBI's taxonomy places the organism in Eukaryota, Metazoa, Chordata, Actinopteri, Syngnathiformes, Syngnathidae. Gene Ontology annotation, biological process: regulation of transcription by RNA polymerase II. The record is from RefSeq and is a predicted model, not a curated record.
CCCCGUCUGCUUCCUGUUGUUUUUGUCUUUGGCGCGUGAGCUUAAGCGCGCGCCAGCCCGGCCGGCGGAUCCUCCCGAACACCUUGUCCGUUGUCUCUCCGCGUCUCUCGGCCGCCAUGCUGCUCCCCCGCCAGGUGGACUUGGAGGCGGCUGAGGCGCUAGUCAGCAUGAGUUUCUGGGGUCACAAUUCACUCAGGCCCCGCCCACUGACUCCAAACUGCGACUCGUGUGACUCCGCCCCCUCGCACUCGCUGGGCACGCCCUCAGCCAAUGAGAUGGCGGCGUUGUCAUCACUGUGCAUGACUCCGCCUCGCAGUCCCAACUUAGGUGAGGCCAACAUCGCCGCAUCUGUCCUAAGCCGUCUUCCCGAUGGCGACGCCGCGGCGACUGGCGUCGUCCGUCACACCGCCGACAGUCUCAGAGCGUCCCCUGCUACUCCUCGGGUGACUCCCCAGCCAUCCUCACCUACUCCUCCCGUCUCGCCGCCUCCUCUCGUCUCGCCGCUCCUCUGCCAGCUUUUCCCGUUGGCCAGCUUCUCCCUCCUGAGUUCGGCCGUGCCACAGGGCGCUGUUGUGCUGGUGGUCCCGCCCGCCCGGACGCCGAUAACCCCGGGCAGCGCCAAGCUUCUCCCCCUGGCGCCCACACCCGACAACACGCCAACGGGCAGCGCCGGCGGGGACUCGUUACGCCGCCGCAACUACGUGUGCGACUUCCAGGGAUGCCGCAAGACCUACUUCAAGAGCUCCCACCUCAAAGCACACCUGCGCACGCACACAGGCGAGAAGCCGUUCAGCUGCCGCUGGGAAGGUUGCGACAAAAAGUUCGCCCGCUCCGACGAACUUUCCCGCCACCGCCGCACGCACACAGGCGAGAAGAAGUUUGUGUGCGGCGUGUGUGCACGUCGCUUCAUGCGCAGCGAUCACCUGACCAAACAUACACGCAGACACUCCAGCGCCAAGAGGCCCGCCUCUGCCGCCGCCGCCUCCUGGACCCUUGCUCAAAGCUCAGGCGCAGUCCUUCCUGUCGGCCUCACAGUCACCUCAGGGUGGGUUGAGGAGCCUCACAAAUCCUGAGUUGUAAGUACCUCCACCUGUUUUCUAUUCCAAAUCCUCAUCAAAACUUUUCAACUUUGACCUCAGACUAUGUUAGCGUGACUGCAGGUAGAGGUCAGAAGCGCGUGUCGCGUUCGGACGUGCAACGCAAAACUCUCCUCGCUCAGGAUUCUUUUUUUCCAAUUUAUUAGACAAAAUGGCGACCAGGUGGUUGUCCAUAGACACAAACAACAAUAACAAUGUGACAUUGCACUACAUUUUUUACACAUUAAAAACUUGUUUUUGUACUCUUUUCUUUCACGUAUGUAUAAAGGAUGUUUAGUGUGUGUAUAAAUAAUCUGUUGCAUCUGUGUACCAAAACAUAAGUGUUGUGCUUGCUUCUUAAUACGUAAUCCACUGUGGGUGAAUGUCAAGUAACUCCACAGCCAAUUAGAUAUUCUCACUGUGAUACUACCUACUACUACUUAUUACUUCCUAAAUAUUUUGUUUAUGUAGGCAGGAAGAAAAUACCUCAUGUUAUUAAUUGUGUAAGAAAAUAAGUUGUUUUUAUAAUAAAUUGAAAUGCAAGAAAUAAUGUCACUUUAGAAUGGUUUACAACCAAAA